CACUGUGGGCGAUUUAGCACGGCCAAUCCAUCCUAACCUGCACAUCUUUGAACAGUGGGAGGAAACUGGUACUCCUUGGUGUGCUGGACAAUAUUGUAAAGGGGAGAUUAUCAUGUGGCCACUGAUCAUCCUGCCAUUUGUGGGAGCUUGCUGUGCGAAAGUCAGCUUGUGAGCUUUUAUGUCACAACAGCUUCUGUGCUUCAAAAGUGAUUGGCUAUAAAAUAUUUCGCAGUCAUGACAAAUUUUUAAAAAAUGACUCGCAAUGUUUUGCCAGUCAGUCUGGAUUCAAAUGUUUUUCCAAAAGAAGGGUAUUGGAUAAGCUGUCAAGUUGCCUCUAUCUCCUUUUGCUUGCACUUGUUGCACUUCUUUUUCUGAAAGUUUUGCAGAAAUCUGAAGGUGGCUGUUUCUUUUAAAAUUCUUUCAAACAGCUGUUUAAUAGGGAAAUCCCGUGUAGCUAUUUUACAGUUGUGUGGUUUCUCUUCAUCCCAGAGGCUAAGAUCUUCUUGUACUUUUUUCCCCACUAAUUGUGAUUCAUGGGUGAGAAGAAGGUGUGUCUGACACUGAAACACUGAUUACAAUGCACUGGUGGAGCAAUGUGAGGUGUGUGAACUGUGAUAGUGUGUGCUUGGAGAGAAACUUUGAACCCACAGCGACACAAAGCUUCUCGCCACACAAAUGCCUCUGAGGAAGAAGUUGUGGGUUUAAAUACCAAUUGUGGCGGGUAGUUUAGGCUGACAUGUCAGAAAAACAGAUUAAGGAAUUACCAUUUGAGGCAACAUAUUUCUGGUGAGACAUUAGUCAGACAUGGGGUUUCCUCGCCUCAUGUCUUGAGUUCAGACUAAUUGGAGAUUGAGCUGAAACUUAUGGUCAUCUAAAUCAUGAUUGUAUCGCAUGACUGCUAGGGCUUGUUCCCAAUCUCUGUCUGAAUCUUAUCUAGAUAAUUUAAUUGAAGUCUAUUCACAGUUUGAGCUUGUUUUCUGUAUUCAAAAAAGUUGAACUACCAGAUGAUUUGAAGUAUCUUUUUGAAGUAGGGAUGAAUAUAACUUGUUAAUUCUUGCAGUGGAUUCUGUUUGCUUGCAUUUUACCCAGAACUGUGGGAGGGGAUUUCAGCGGUCUGAGGUUUUGCUUCCUGGCUGUGUUCAAGAGGAGUUGGACGGGAGAAAAGGUGCACAAUGAGAGUUUAUAGCAGCACUCUCUAUUCGGUGUUCUUUGAGUGUGUGGUGGUUUUAAUGGAGUUCUCUGGCUGUAACGUAGAGGUGAUUGCUAUCUGUAUUACAUGCAUACACACCUUUCUGUGAGUAACAGGAAGUGAGGUGGGAGUUGGUGGAAAAGAAGAAAAAACUGGAUGAAUCAGUCAGUCAACUUGUGCUUUUAUUGUUCCCACCUCACAUCUAUGACCAGGCCAGCAUUUAUUGCCCAUCCCUCCCUGAUGGUUACUUAGCAACACUGUUCACGACCUGGAAGCAGAUUACCGCCUGCCUUUUUUUGUGUGAAAGAGAGAGAGAGACACACUGUCUGAAGCCCAGAGGAAGAAAAGAUUUCGCAAUGAAAAGCCUUCAUUUUCCCUACUUACAUCACCCAGGCCUACCACAAGGAAGCUUCUUCGCUUGCCUGUCGGUCUAAUAGUCUGCCUCCAAGGACCUUGAAUGAUGAACGAUUAACGUUAACGACCGAACUGUCCUCAGAACUGUUUCUGCUGCCCGUCGUCAUUGCUGGGCUCCUGAGAUGGUGGCAGGGCUUUGAAAGAGGCUCGUUUCCUCACCACCACGCUCCUGCCUCCGUAAGGCUGCGGUGAGAUAUUUGCCCGUUGCAUUUCUUGCUGUUGCUCUCAGGGCCGCUUUCCAGGUCGGUUCCUCGGCAUGGCGACUUUGGCGUCAUUGUCUGGCAAGGAUGCUGCGCUAGGUGCUAAACCACUGACCUAUGCCAAACCCCUGAACGAUUUGGACUUCCACUCGGGAGCUCGCAUCGAGGAGAUAACGAAGCUGAUCCAGGAGUUUGGCAAAUAUGAGAUGAGGGACUUUGAUGAUCGGCAGGCCUUGGAGGUUCAUACCGCCAAAGACUUCAUUUUUUCUAUGCUGGGCCUCGUUCAGAAGCUGGACCACAAGUUACCCGUCUCCAACGAGUACCUGCUGCUAUCCGGGGGCGUGCGGGAAGGGGUGAUCGACAUGAACCCGGACGAGCUGGGCGACUACGCCAGGGGCACGGACUACGACGUCGACUUCACGCUGCUGGUUCCGGCGCUGAAGCUCCACGACCGCAACCAGCCGGUGACGCUGGACAUGCGCCACUCGGCGCCCUGCCACUCAUGGCUCAGCCUGCGGCUCUUCGAUGAGAGGACCAUGGAGAAGUGGAAGGACUGCUGCACGGAGACGGAGCCCGGCCCGGCGGGUGCUGGCAGCUACUACUUCUCGCCCACCAAGGUGGCAGACUGGUUCUUCCGCUCGGUGCAUGCCGUCAUCGAGGAGGUGCGCCGGCACCCGCAGCGCGGGGUUCCCAGCGUGGCGGCGGUGGAGAAGAAUGGCACGGUGGUGUCCAUCAUCCUCAAUGUGGGCCGCAGCCGCAUGCUGUACGACAUCGUGCCCGUGGUGUCCUUCAAGGGCUGGCCGGCCGUCGCCCAGAACUGGCUGAUGGAGAACCACUUCUGGGACGGCAAGAUCACUGAGGAGGAGGUGAUCAGCGGCUUCUACCUAGUGCCGGCCUGCUCCUGCACCGGCACCCCGGAGAAUGAGUGGCGCCUGGCUUUCUCGCGGAGCGAGGUGCAACUGAAGAAGUGCAUCUCCGUGCCCCUGAUCCAGGCUUACCAGGCGUACAAGGCCAUGAUCGUCAAGCUGCUGUCAAGGCCUCGGGCCAUCAGUCCCUACCACCUGAGGAGCCUGAUGCUGUGGGCCUGCGACCGCCUCCCCUCCAGCUUCCUCGGGCAGGAGGAGAACACGGCGCACUUCCUCCUGGGCCUCCUCGACGACCUGGCCCACUGCCUGGUCAACAAGUCAUGCCCCAACUACUUCCUGCCGCAGUGCAACAUGUUCGAGCAGCUGUCCGACAGCGCGGUGCUGCUACUGGCCUGCCGCCUGUCGUCGGUGCGUUCGGACCCCGCCGAGCACCUGCGCAGCGCCAUCGAGCACGCCAAGGCAGCCAGCCGACUCGCCCAGGAGCUGCGGCAAUCCACGCCGGGCCUGGCCUCCUCCCAGUCGGAUGGGGUGUUGUCCGGCGCUGGCCGGCAGGAUGACAGCCUAGCCCGCAAGCUCCAGCAGCUGGUGACGGAGAACCAGGGCAAGUCUAUCUCUGUCUUCCUCAAUCCGGACGACGUCAGCAAGCCUCACUUCAGGAUCGAUGACAAGUUUUUCUGAAGGAGCGGGCCGCGGCGCUGUCUGUCCGAUGCAACUGUCUUCCCUCCUCGCCUGCCUUCAGCCCCCGCACGCUGCAUUGUGGGCUACUGGUAGUCGUGAUCUCCCCUUGCAUUGUGGGAUACUGGUAGUCGUGAUCUCCCCUUGCACUGUGGGAUACUGGAGGUCACACUUUGCAAUGGGCCUCACUGAACUGAGAGACACGUUGCUGAAGCGUCCUUCGGGACAACUGCAAGAUUGCCAAGUUUAGAAUGAUGGCAGUGACCCGAACUGCAGGAGACAAGAGUGCCAAUUGGUUGGCAAUUUGACUCUGGACUGCAGCAUUGCCGUGGAGAAAGCUAUAGACACCUCAGGCAUCUGGGUAAUUCCUUUUCUUAAAACAGAAGUAAGAUUUAAACACAUUCCUUUUUGUUUGCAACUUUUGAAACAGUGUCACUUUCAGCUAGUGCAAAUGAGCCACAGCAACGCCUCAGUCAAUCAGAGUCAACUUGCUAACCAUAUUGGGGCCCUUUUUCCCCUGUGGUGUAAAUUGUUGUGAUCAGUGCGUUUUGGCAUUCUUGUGUUUUGUCCUGAUAAGUGCAAGACAAAAAAAAACUUGGACAAUGUAUCUCUCUUCACAGCAAUUUCAGGUUCUGUUCUACAAGUGAAAUGAUUGCAAUGGAUGUUUAACAAUAGUUCUCAAGGUUACAGGUGAGCCAUUACUUACCUUUUUUUUUUAAAAAACUUUAUUCGUCUUUCCUGUUGUGAGAGGAGGGGUUUGAAAUGGCAGUUUAUAAGAGUGUCCAGCCAAUUAAUUGUUGCCUAGUCUCUCUGACUAAUGUAAAGCAACUCAAAACCAGCAUUGCUGAGUUAGAAUCCUUAGGUUACAUGUCACGUUUGUAACCUCCGUAUUUGAAUUUCCUGUGCUGUCUAUAGGACCAGAUCUCAAUGCCCGACACAAGGACUGAUAACUCGACUGUACAAUUCUUGAUCCAUUCUGUCUUUGUGGAUUCUGGACUGUCCUGUAAAAGGAAUGGUUAGUGCUGUGCACUGUUACUGGGUGCAGGCUGCUGACUGCUGAUGAGGCCUGACAACAGUGCAAUAUUGUAGUGCGUUUAAAUUGCAUUGUCCUCACUCUGGUGCGAGGCACAGCCAUUAUCAAGGGGACGGCACUGGAAGCAGCUGAUGGGUUCGGUCAGACUGAACUGCAUCCUGAAUGGAUUUGGGAUGGGUGGCUCGGAUAGUUUGUCCGGAUAGUCAUUUCUAUCAAUGAAGCCUCAACUCGUUGAUACUUUUGCUUUGCGUUCCAGUUUCAUGGAAAUUUUUAUCAUUUAUUUCGAAAGCAGUGUGAUUUCCAGCAGUAGCAACACCAGGUCUGGAUACUGAAGCCAUUGAUUUAAGUGGCCACUUGGGUGAGCACCUAUAUAUUUAGACUGUAUGGUUUUUUUCUUAAUAACUUUUGGAUCAGUUCUGAUUUCUGCUGGAAGUAUUUUUUCUAUUUGACUCUGUCUUUGUCUAUCUCUCGCUGUAUCUCUGUCUGCCCUUCCUCCUUUCUUCCCCCCUCUCUCUGUCUUCCCUCCCCCUUACUCCUCUGUCUAUUUCUUUGCCUCUGCCUGUCUGCGCCACCCUCCCUCUGACUGAGUUGCACAGAAUCUUACCAGCCCCUUAAUGCAUCUGCCCUGCUCUUGUCAGCCAAUGGGAUCGCUGUAAUUAAUCUUAGUGCCUUUUGGGUGAACAUUAACUGCAACGGGCUGUUGGAAUUGUGGAGCGAUGAGAUCAACAUUGCCAGACAGAUCUUGGAGGGGAUAUCUGCAAAGUUUAAUUUUAUUGCUGCCAUCCUGCGUACACGCAGUGUGACUGUGUUUCUCGGUUGAUUUGAUUCUAGUACGGUUGGCCUCGGGAUCCUUUGGGUAAGGGGUGCUGGGGGCAGAGGGGAGAUAGUAAGGUGGCAGGAAAGUGUUGAUCAGGGCAUCUGGAAGGAACUGAGUAUGUGAGACCAUCUCUGUUGCCCACUGCAGAUCACCAUCCCUCCCCGUGCUGCGACUUGGGGUCUAUGGUCAGCCCAACCCUAGGUUGUCCCAGCCUUGGCACGGGAUGCCCACAGAAACUGACAAGUCGCCAGUCCACUGCCUGGAGCUGUUUACCCACUUGAGUUGACCAAUGGUCAGCUGUGAUCAGGGUGGGACGUUUACUGCGUGUGACCCAAAGCUUGUGUGCUCAAACAGAUGAGGCAGGGUGUUUUUAUGUUUGCACUUGAGGCGUGAGCGCAGUCAGGGCGUACAGGAAAGGACAGGUGAAGGGGGGUAUGCAAAGUAGCUGUCCUGAGGCCUACCUCUGCUGAAAAGGGUUCUUGCCGAGGUGUGGGGUGGGGGGGUGCAGGGGGUACCAGUCGCCCCUAAGGUUGGGCAACAUGCCAUCGGUGACCCCUAAUCACUGACGGCUGGUGGUUUCCACCACACACAAGCACAUUAGUGGGUGAGCACAGGGAUCACUGAUACAGUGUGUGCUGUCAGCCAAAAUGGAUGGAGGUGGUCAGCCUGUUUAAAUGGUGACAUAGUGCCACGUCAUUGACUAUAACAUGCGCUUAGCUGCGCUGGCAUUCAAUGUGUCAUGUUUGUCCAGUUGGGCAUCAAAUAUGUACCAAGUAUCAAGCUAGUCUGCCACCUCGAUGCUGUCUCCUAGCUGCUCCAAAUGUGGGGUUGGUGGUUCGAACUUGGGUGGCGAAACUAAUGUGGUGGG
Molecule: messenger RNA, 6062 nt
Organism: Rhincodon typus (whale shark)
Lineage: Eukaryota; Metazoa; Chordata; Chondrichthyes; Orectolobiformes; Rhincodontidae
Product: nucleotidyltransferase MB21D2-like
Exons: 3
Coding region: 1860-3347 (495 amino acids)
Source: RefSeq, a predicted model, not a curated record